Molecule: messenger RNA, 687 nt
Organism: Lonchura striata (white-rumped munia)
Lineage: Eukaryota; Metazoa; Chordata; Aves; Passeriformes; Estrildidae
Source: RefSeq, a predicted model, not a curated record
AUGAGAGGGCAGGGCCAGCCCGCAGGCAUCAUCUCACUCAUCUCCCUGGCUGUGCUCUCCUACGAGUGCUGCUGCACCAUGACGAGGACAGCAGAGCCUGACACCACCAAGUACAGCAAAGCUUGGACAGGCAUCAUCCUGCCCUGGACAUACUCCCUGCUCUGGACUGUUCCCCUGCUUCUUGGCUGGAGCAGCUACGGGCCAGAAGGACCAGGGAUAACCUGCUCUGUGAACUGGCAUUCCCAGGAUGCCAACAACACAUCCUGCAUCAUCUGCCUUUUCAUCUUUUGCCUCGUAAUCCCUUUUGCCAUCAUUGUCUAUUCCUAUGGGAAGCUGCUCUGUGCUGUCAGACAGGUGAGCAGCGUGCCCAGGGGGCCGGGAUGGGGCCGGGAGCAGCACAUCCUGCUGAUGGUGCUGGUGAUGGUGCUGUGCUUCCUCCUCUGCUGGCUGCCCUAUGCAGCUGUGGCACUCCUGGCCACCUUUGGGCAGCCUGGCCUCAUCACCCCUGCAGCCAGCAUCAUCCCAGCCAACCUUGCCAAGAGCAGCACUGUCUACAACCCCAUCAUCUACGUUUUUCUGAACAAACAGGUCAGUGAAAUGUCCCCCUUCCUUCACCUGGAUUCCAGGUAUGCAAAGAGUGAAAAAACAGCCAGAGGAGAUAAAGAGAGCAUCAGUGACAUCACCUAA